Zootermopsis nevadensis is the source of this 3826-nucleotide messenger RNA. NCBI's taxonomy places the organism in Eukaryota, Metazoa, Arthropoda, Insecta, Blattodea, Termopsidae. The record is from RefSeq and is a predicted model, not a curated record.
UGUGUCUUUCUUUAUAUCCUGUAGACAGAAAACUGCACAAGGGUUUGUUAUCCCAGGCAUAGCAGCUUCACCACCAAAGUUUGUGACUUUGGAAGAAAUUAUGACAGCAGCCAAUGGUAUGAAUAACAUGGCACUUGCUCAUGAGAUUGCUGUUGAGAAGGAUUUCAAAUUACAGAAAGUUGAUCCUCCAGAUAACAGCAUUCACAAACUGGUUAAGGAGACAUUGCAUAGAGCUUUUUGGGAGAAACUGGAUGCAGAACUGAAGGAAGUGCCUCCAAAUUUUACACAAGCAAUGGUUUUAUUGGAAGAUGUAAAAGAGAACUUCAUGUUACUGCUUUUGCCCUACCAGACAAAAUUAAAAGAACAUAUUUUGGAGAUACUGGAUGCAGAUCUUAUCAGACAGCAAGCUGAAAAGGGGAUUCUUGACUUCCAGCACUAUGCUCAGUAUGUGAUAUCUUUAAUGGGGAAGUUGUGUGCUCCAAUUAGAGAUGAGAAAGUCAGCGAACUCACUCAGAUUCAAGGAGUUGUGCCAAUGUUUAAAGGAAUACUGGAAACAUUGGAUAUUAUGAAGUUGGAUAUGGCAAAUUUCACCAUCAACGUGCUUCGGCCAGACAUCAUAGCGAUAAGUGUGGAUUAUGAGAAGAAUAAAUUUGCAGAGUUUCUUAAAAUUCAGACAGAUGGUUUGCAGUAUACUCGAAAGUGGUUACUGCAGCAUCUGAUGAAUGCAAGAAAUUAUGAUGUAAUAGUCAGUGAGGACAAGAUUGCAAUUCAUAAUCUCACAGCAUGUAUAUUGGAAGAAGCUUAUCUGGAACUGCUAGAAUGGGAUGACUUGAAUCCAUAUCCUGAGACUCUUAUGAUGGAUCAGGCCCGUUUCACUGACUUAGGGAACAGGUUUUAUCAUUUGGUUGUCAUAGGAUCAGUCCUGCUGGUUACUGCUGGUACAGCACAGUCUCUCCAAGGAGUUGCUGCUUUCAAAAAUAAACUCAAACAACAUAUAACUGUACUAUUGGAGAACAUUUAUACAAACAAGGACCUAGAAAAAAUAAUGCCCAACAUUGCUGAACAAGUUAUCAUGGAGGUAGCUGAAGGUUUGGAGACGUAUGGAUUCAAGCCACUUGAUUCUACAUCAGAAAAGCUGCUCAAGGGGCAAAUUGUGGAAAUUGUCAAGGAUGAUCAUAAGAUAAGAGAGCUUGUUCGUGUGAGAGUACGAGAAUUUAUUCAGCAGACUAUCUCAUUAUCAAGAGCAGUCCCCUUGCGCGUUCCACCUGGACUGUCGUCACUUCAGACAGAGUUGGCAGCUGUUUCAGGGCAGUUUCUUCGCCUUGUCUCCCACAACCGUGCUGUGUUUGGUGAAUAUUACGCUGACAUUAUUGCAAAUGGUGUCUCGGCAUCAGCAUCAGCAUCAGCAUCUGUAAAUGAAUGAAUAGUAAUUGCUGACUGUCGAGUUUAAUGUAAGAUUCUCCUGCAGGCAUAGCAGUUCUUCAGCAAGCAGUGUUAUGAAGAUGGCAGGCAGAUCUGCAGGAUAAAGCUGCAUUGGGAUAAUCCUGUUUUAGGAUGACUGUCACUUAAAAUCCUCGUGUACAAACAACACAUGCUUAUAGAAGAGUCAGAAGUAAUGAAAGGAAUCAGUAAUAACCUAUCAAUGAGUCCUUGUGAUUGGUUCAUGUCUUAGAAUUGGCCCUAAUUUAAAUAUCUUACUUAUGUAGCAUAAAUGACUUGGAUAUUAUCCAUUCUCAUGAACAGUUCUGAUCUUGAGACGAAUUGUCAUCAUUAUUCAUCAAAGCCAUUUUGUCAGAUGGUGUGAAGUAAUAUGAUUAAUAAAUAUAAAUUACGAGGGGCGUAUACAAAUGAUUUAGACUAACCUGAAUUAUGUGAUCCUUGAUGGUGGUGGCUCCCAGAUUACACUUCGGCCCGUUCCACAUAUUCUCCCUGGAGGUUGAUGUCACAAAACCAUUGUUUGGGCGUGUCUCGUACCCACUCCCUGUCAGCAUCAUGUAAGGCGUCACUAUCGGGGAAUCUGUGACCAUGCAGGGGAUCAGUUCCGACACUCUUUGAAUCAUUUGCGGAGUUCUUAAUGUUCUUGGAAGACCACUGCUGGAUCACUUUUCCACUGUUUCAUCGUCACAUGUGAAGCCUGUCACCCAAUUGAAAACAGUUGCAUGUGCAGUCACUGGGGUUCACCCUGUUCCCACACCCGCCCUAUUCCCCCGACCUGCCCUCUUCCGUAAGAUGAAGAAUCCCCUGCGUGGUCACCGAUUCCCCGAUAGUGACGCCUUACAUGAUGCUGUCAGGGAGUGGGUACGAGACACCCCCAAACAAUGGUUUAAUGAGGCAAUACGGAAAUUGCCAGAGAGAUGGCAAUGGUGCUUCGACCUCCAGGGAGAAUAUGUGGAACAGGCCGAAGUGUAACCUGGGAGCCACCACCAUCAAGGAUCACAUAAUUCAUGUUAGUCUAAAUCAUUUGUAUACACCCCUCGUAUGAAAUAAAAACUUUAAUUAUGCACUACUUGUAAAAAUGAAACAACAUAAACUCUUGGAUAGAAAAAUAAAUGUGAUAAUUUCUUCUAACAAGAAGCAUUAAUUAAACCAUUGUAACAGAACAUACAUAACGUAUUGUAAUGUAUCCACGUACACUGAAAGUUAGCUUCUCUUAUAAUCUGUUAGGUAAUUGUUACUGUGCUUCUAAUACAGCCAGAAUUUGUUAUGUGUUUGGCAAAUAAGGUCUUCGCAGCGUCUGUGUCAUAUUAUUUUUAUUAUACAGAGUAAAAGUAAUUCUAUUCUUUAACUUGCAUUUAGUUUGCUAGAAAAGCCGUAGAUUGAGGGGGGAUACCAAAUGGGCAGAGAAAAUGCUCCUGCAAAAAUAAUGAGUGGUUCGCGUCAGAGAAUUAUGUAAAACCGUUUAAGUCACUUGAACCAAAACAUUUUUUUUAAGUUUUUAUAAAAAUUAAAGUAUACAAUGAAAUAAAUAAUUUUUAUGUUUGUAUAUUCAGGUUUCUUCUAGAACAUCUCAAACAUUUGAUUCGUUGUGUUUUUAUAUGUAGAAUGAGAAUCCUGGCUGAAUAUCCUCGAAGAAAAACGAACGUGACAUUUAAACGUAUGUAAUGGAGAUUUUGCGACCACGGAUGUUAUCGUCCCGUUUCCUGUUUACUGAAUGAGUUUAUACAUUUUUAUACAGUUAAUUCAGUGCGGAACAAAUAAUAAUUCAAGAAAGAAAAGUAAAAUGAGGCAGGCAGAAGAAAGUCUUUAUUUUUCAUAUUUUGUCUCAGUUAAGUUGCACGUGGAUAAAUUUUGUUUCCCCAUUGCUUAUGAAAAUAUGAGCUAUUUUUGAAAUGAUUACGACUGAUGGAAGCAGGGAAUAUUUUCUUCUCUUCCAUCACUAAAUAUUAAUUUAAUAAUAUAUGUUUAUAUAAUUUAAAUCUAAUAUUGUACAUGAAAGAUAGUUUCUUAAAUGUGAUAUUUGUUAUGAAAUGUAGGUGAAUAUGUGAAAAGUCAGCAAUAGGGUGUUCGUGGACAAAGUCCUUCUGGCAAACUGCGUAUCAGAAGAUUGUACAUGGAAAUUUUGAAACUUGUAAAUUCUUCUUUUAAACAUAACCCUGUUGAGUUUUUAUACUAUAAAAACUGAUAUACCACCUUGCUUAAAUCAAUGAGAUAUUUUUAAAAAAGCUGUGAAGUAUAUUUUUAAAGUGUUUAUGAACAUGCUGUGGAUCAGUUGUGUUACAGAACUCUUCAUAAUCUUUAUAAAGAUUAAACUAAUUUAAUUUUUAUUGAAAGGUUUUCUUAUUCUUUUGUUUUAGUAACAAUAAAGCAGUUGUACUUGCACAUAUAA